GCUCCAGGCACAUCACCGAAGCGCAAGCUCCCAGCAGUCAGCCUCUCGUCGUUCAGUUGCAUCACCAUCGAACAGAACCCCAAGAAUCUUUCCCCCUCCAGAACUGCCAACAAACUUUUCAAGAUGGCUAUGCGAAUCGUCCCCGCCGCGAACCAGCCCACAACCUUCGCCGCUGGCGCCGCCGCCCCGUCGGCCCCGGGUGUCCAUGACACCCUCCGUGCUGGCGUCGGUCAGUCGGCCUUCGACGCAAAGUCCAACGUCCCCACGAGCGCUCACCCGCUCGAGUCCCGCCUCAAGAACUGGGAGGCCACGCAGGAGAACAUGCGCAUGGAGACACUGCGUCGCACAUUUGGCCUCGCGGAGCCCAUCCGCCGCCAGAUGGAGCUCAAAAUCACUCAGAAUGGUGAAUGGCGGCCUCUCGCCCUCGGUGGCCAGAAGCCCAGCCUCCACGAGGAGAUCCUCCGCGGCAAGGACACUAGCGUCACGUGGGAGGACGUUUACUCGGGCGAGGAGAGCGUGGGCAUCGUCGGCAUGCACGACGAGAUGGAGAGGAAGCUGAAGAUCUGAGACUCCGGGCUCCGAUUCCUGGGAUGGUGUAGCAGCGGAGAGGAUGAACGGAAUUGUACAACUACGACAUGCGCAACGACUUCUGGACGGCAUGGCCAAGGGGGGCAUCAAGACCAUAGAAAUCAUUUUCGCUUGAGGGUCCGGGCUCAAGGAGAAGGGAACAGAUUGCGUUCUACUAUCCUAUGGACAAGAUACCCUAUGAAAGGUGGGGGCGUGAAAAGAGAAUCAAACAGAACAAAUAAAUAAAGCUAUGAUACGCCGCCGU
Messenger RNA from Colletotrichum navitas, 832 nucleotides. Its product is annotated as proteasome maturation factor UMP1. Lineage: Eukaryota; Fungi; Ascomycota; Sordariomycetes; Glomerellales; Glomerellaceae. Gene Ontology annotation, cellular component: cytoplasm; nucleus. The coding region runs from base 124 to 567 and encodes 147 amino acids. The transcript has 2 exons. Gene Ontology annotation, biological process: proteasome assembly. The record is from RefSeq and is a predicted model, not a curated record.